AUAAGAUGCAUAAUGCAUGUGUUGCAGUUUCAAGUAUUUUUUCCAAAAUAUAAAAAUUAAAAAUUUGGAAAUCAUGCUACUUAAUAGCAAACAUGAAGUUAGGUACUAUUGGUUUAUCUCUAAUAUUUGCUGUAAUUGUCAAUAAAGCUUUAAAUUUCUAUUCUGAACUUGUCUCAAUUUUUUUAGUAGUAACUACCAAACCCCAACACCCGCCUUUCAGAAUUGUGAAAGGAACGGACGCAGAGGAUGGAGAAUUCCCUUACAUGGUUCAAUUAAUUGACGAUGUUUAUAAUAUUUAUUUCUGCGGUGGAUCCAUUAUUGGCGAAAUGGGUUUUGAGACGGCCGGUCAUUGUGUUAAAGGCUUCGUAGGCGAUACAGAAUACAGUCGAAAAAUUAGAGAUUAUAUUGGUGAGGAUAUGUUUAACAGUACUCAUAAUUUGUGUAGUGAUAAUUACUGGAAUGGAGAAUGUCUUGGUGAUUCUGGAAGUCCCUUUGUUAUCAAUGGACUCCAAUAUGACGUGGUUUCUUGGUCUUUUAACCCGUGCGGCAUCCAGGAACUUACAGUCGUUUGA
Messenger RNA from Ceutorhynchus assimilis (cabbage seed weevil), 572 nucleotides. The record is from the annotation of a GenBank genome assembly. Lineage: Eukaryota; Metazoa; Arthropoda; Insecta; Coleoptera; Curculionidae.